Molecule: messenger RNA, 921 nt
Organism: Menidia menidia (Atlantic silverside)
Lineage: Eukaryota; Metazoa; Chordata; Actinopteri; Atheriniformes; Atherinopsidae
Source: the annotation of a GenBank genome assembly
CUGCGGGCAGCAGGGGGCGCUGCUGAGCCGGGCCGGGCUCAGGCCCACCGGCCGAGGCUGCUCGACUACUACUGGAUCACUCAAACGGAGAUGAUGGCUUUGUCUUACCUCUACACGCUGUGCAUGUGGAUCCAUUUAAUGGGACCUUCGCUCGGAACUGGCUUUGUUUAUCGCUUUCCAAGCAUCACAAUGCAGCGACAGCGCCUCAAGUCGGAACAGAGCGGGACCACUGGACCACCAACGACCGGGUCCCGUACCCAUCUUAGGACUGUGAUCAGGCCAUCCUUCAAAACAGCCUACAAGCAAGUCACAGCUCUGGAGUGGAGAUGCUGCCCUGGAUUCGUGGGAGAUGAGUGUCGUGAAGGUGUGUCGCUAUAUGAACAUAUGCACUCUUUGACUCCCUUUGCAGCUCAGAGUGAGUUCUGCUCGCCCUCCGUUAGUCUCAUCAUGGCUCUCACAGCCAAAAGAAUGAAUGGAAAUCCCUCAGGGGAACGUCCAGCAGGACGGCUCGUAAAGCGGGUGGCUCUUCUGCAGCGGGCAGCUCUGCUCCUGCAGGCCACAGGCUGCAGACUUUGGGCCAAUAAAGACCCAAAGGGUCAAGCCACUACAGGCGAGAUUAGAAACGCAGAAACAAAGCACGGCCUGACCACACCCACGCUGGACGGGACGCAGACGGGGCACGGACGCCCACCCCAGUGUAUGAACUGCACCGGUUUCAACGACAUGACCGGCAGAAUAAACGCCAUCGAGUCAAAGAUCAAACUGCUAGAGGAGGGGCGCUUACCUCUGCCAAUGGUGCGUCUACCGGAGGGAUCAACAGAAAAUGAAGUGGACAGACCUCAGCCCACUCCUAUGGGACCACCAUCUUACCUGCCAUCAGGUGCUAAAACAUGUUUGUGGUAUGAGGAGCAGAGAUGUUGA